AUAAAAAUAAUAAUUGUCAACAUCAAUAAUGCCGAACUAUGCCGAAGCCCAAGUCACAUUGUAGUUUAUAUUUUGGAUUAUUUUUUAUCUGCUUCAGUAAAUUCAUGUUAUUUAUUUGUUAAAUUUUAUUGUAAUUCAAAAUUAUUUUAUUGUGAAAUAUUUAUUAAUACAAUAAUACAAUGGAAGUAACACGUACAAAUUUUCAACAAGUUUUAAGUGAGCUUGAUCUAGUACUGAAAGAUGCAACAUUUUUAGCGAUUGAUGGAGAAUUUACAGGAUUAAAUUCAGGACCUGACGCAAAACCAUUUGAUACUCCAUCACAAUAUUAUAAAAAAUUGAAAUCCGGUUCAAUGGAUUUUUUGCUUGUACAAUUUGGUCUUUCAGUUUUUACAUUUGAUGCACAGACAAAUAAGUAUAGUCAAAGGUCUUAUAACUUUUAUGUAUUUCCAAGACCAUUAAAUAGAUUGGCACCAGAUUCUCGAUUUAUGUGUCAAGCAUCAUCAAUUAUAUUUUUAGCAUCUCAGGGAUUUGAUUUUAAUAAAUUAUUUAGAGAGGGUAUACCUUAUUUGACAACAAGUGAUGAAGAUAAAUUGAAAAAUAAAUUGAGUGACAGACAAAAAGCCAGAGAAGAUGGUUUAGAAUUGAUACCUAUUUCAGAUGAUGACAAACCUCAAAUCGAGGAGAUUUGUACAAAAAUACAAGACUUUGUAAAUUCUUAUGAGGAGGAAAUAACCCUAAACAGAUGUAAUGCUUAUAUUAGAAGAAUUAUACAUCAGGAAGUACGACUUCGAUGGCCUAAUAAGAUCAGAGUUGAGGGUAAAGUUGAUGGUACAACACAGGGUUUGGUUGUAUAUAAAAUGGGUAGUAAAGACGAAGAGAAAAAAAAAGAAAAUGAGAGACGUGAAAAAGAAAAAGAUGAAUUACAAGAAGCUGUUGGACUAAGUCUGCUUUUGAGAAAAAUUGCUGAUUCGAAUAAAUUGAUAGUUGGACACAAUAUGCUUUUAGAUCUUUGUCAUAUAGUCCAUCAAUUUUUUGGUCCACUACCUGAUUCUUACAAAGAAUUUAAAUUAUUAAUUCACAAUUUAUUUCCCAAUUUAAUGGAUACUAAGGUACUCUCACAGGCACCUCAUUUUAAAGAUCAUAUUCCUUCAACUGUAUUGAAUUAUAUGCUGGAGAGUAUAAGUAAACCACCAUUUUCAUUACCUCAAAUAAUUCCUGUAGAAAAUACUAGUUAUACUACCAAUAGUGAAACAUAUCAUGAAGCUGGUUUUGAUGCAUAUAUUACUGGACUUUGUUUUAUUGCAAUGGCUAAUUAUCUUGGAUCAUUAGAACCAACGCCAGUUUCAACGGUGCUUCCUGGUUCAGAUUUAUUGUUACCUUAUAUCAACAAAUUGACAAUGCUCAGAUUAAAAGAUUUUUCUUAUAUAAAUCUUGUUGGAAAUGACCCUCAACCAACCAGGAACCAUGUCUUUCAUGUGAUUUUUCCAAAAGAGUGGAAAACAAGUAAUUUGCAACAACUUUUUGCUCCAUUCGGAGGUGCUUAUAUAUCGUGGUUAACAGACACAACGGCCUAUGCAGGAUUAAAUUGUCGUGAAAAAGUCCCGAUAUUACUUAAAAAAUUAAAGAAAAAAAAUAAUCGUUUGGGAAGUGCUCAGAUCAGUACUUAUGCACGUCAUCAAGAGCUACUUGAUUUGCCAUCGUCACCAAAGAAUGCAGAAGAAGAAAAAGGAGAAAAAGGAGAUCGUAAACGAAAGCAACCGCCGACUGACUAAUAAUGAUUGUAGAGUUAUUAAGGAUGGCAAUAAAAAGGGACAUAUGCUAAAGGUGUGGUGUAGUGUGGUGUGGUGUGGUGUGGUGUGGUGGCUAAGACUUUGAUGCAUAAAACGGGGAUAAUAAAGAGCCAACUUGGAUAUAAAGAAAGAGAGAAAGAGAGAAAGAAAGAAAGAAAGAAAGAAAGAAGAAAAGCGGUGAUGUUGAUCCUGAUGCUUCUGCUGUAACCCGCAUCUCGGCUACGCCCUCGGGAUCGCGCGUAAUGAGUUCUACACGCUUUUAAUAUUUUUCCCUUUCUCUUUCUCGAUUUAAUAUUUUUUAAUCUUUAAUUUUUUUACCGUUGAUUGCCUGUUUAUAAUAUAACACAGGUAGACACUUACCGACUAUGGCGCCCUUCCGUAAUCAACGCUGAGUUUUACUUAAUUGUUGAAACUCAAUCAAACGAUAUUAAUAAUAGAAACAAAGAUAGAGAAUACUCAAAAAAAGAGAGAUAAAAUGUUAUUGUAGUAUUAUAUAUUUUUUAUAAAUUUAUAAAAAUCACCAAUCAUCAAUUGAAACUCA
Microplitis demolitor is the source of this 2331-nucleotide messenger RNA. Its product is annotated as poly(A)-specific ribonuclease PARN. The record is from RefSeq and is a predicted model, not a curated record. The transcript has 10 exons. NCBI's taxonomy places the organism in Eukaryota, Metazoa, Arthropoda, Insecta, Hymenoptera, Braconidae. Gene Ontology annotation, cellular component: cytoplasm; nucleus. Gene Ontology annotation, molecular function: metal ion binding; poly(A)-specific ribonuclease activity; RNA binding. The coding region runs from base 180 to 1772 and encodes 530 amino acids. Gene Ontology annotation, biological process: nuclear-transcribed mRNA poly(A) tail shortening.